Messenger RNA from Ctenopharyngodon idella (grass carp), 1332 nucleotides. RefSeq names its product olfactory receptor 51E2-like. Bases 325 to 1332 code for a protein of 335 amino acids. Gene Ontology annotation, cellular component: membrane. Gene Ontology annotation, biological process: G protein-coupled receptor signaling pathway. Gene Ontology annotation, molecular function: G protein-coupled receptor activity; olfactory receptor activity. The transcript has a single exon. The record is from RefSeq and is a predicted model, not a curated record. NCBI's taxonomy places the organism in Eukaryota, Metazoa, Chordata, Actinopteri, Cypriniformes, Xenocyprididae.
UCUAUAGGGAGAAGCGUUGCUCCAUUAAGUCCCAAGAUCAAGACAAUGAUCUAUUAUAAAUGUGUCUGAUAGCUGGUAGAAUAAUAACAUUUUGUCAGCUUAGUGGAAGGUAGAGUAUUGUCUUCUCUUUUACCUCUAAAGCAUUUACUGCAUUAACUGUUUUAUUAUUAAUUCCUUAUGUAUAUAUCAAAGAACAUCCAAAUAUUGCAUUCAUUAAUUUACUGUGACUGGAAAGGAAAUCAUUAUUUGAAUAUUCUGUGUUAUUGAGUGUAUUUCUAUAACAGUUCUUCAUCACAGGUCACAAAAAGCCAGACAGCAGCUAUCAUGAGCUCCACGCAGUCAAACUCCUCUGCAAAUGUGACCUUUGUUCGUCCUGCAACAUUUUUCAUCAAAGGCUUUUCUAAUGUUCCACAUGUGAAAUACUACUAUGUGUUCUUGUCUUUGGUGUAUGUUGUGACUGUUUUAGGGAAUUCAUUUAUCAUGUGUAUCAUUUAUUUGGCCCGCAGACUUCACACAGCCAAAUACAUUGCUGUUUUCCAUCUGGCCCUUUCUGAUCUGUGUGGAAGCUCAGCUUUGAUUCCAAAAAUUAUUGACACAUUUCUAUUUGAGCACCAGGAUGUUUCAUAUGAAGCGUGCUUGGCAAAUAUGUUUUUUGUUUAUCAUUUCAUGAAUCUGCAGUCUUUGACAAUACUUGUCUUGGCUUAUGACAGACUGGUUGCUAUUUGUUUUCCUCUACGGUAUCAUGCCAUUGUAACCAAAACAGCCAUGUUUCUGAUCAUAAGUGUCAUAUGGAUCUUUUCAGUGACAUAUUUUUCUGUACUUGUAGGAUUGGUAAAUAGAAUCUCUUUUUGUGGAUCUAAUGUGAUCGAUAGUCAUUUUUGUGACCAAGGCCUUAUCUAUAAAUUAGCUUGUAAUGACAAUUCUAUAAAUAUUAUGAUGGGGAAAAUUAGCUUCGGUCUCCUAAUGUGCACACCGCUGAUACUGAUAAUCAUUUCAUAUUUUUGCAUUGCUGUGGCUUUGCUUAAGAUUGCUCAUGGUGCUGAACGGAUCAAAGCCAUGAAAACCUGCACCUCACAUCUCAUGUUGGUGGCAAUCGGUUAUAUUCCACUUAUAAGCAAUAAUAUUGCAGCCUUAACAACAACUAUUGAUCCAAACACCCGGAUAAUUAACAAUUCCUUGAGACAGAUAAUACCAUCUAUGCUGAAUCCCAUCAUAUACACUCUAAAGACAGAGGAAGUCAUGCUGUCCAUAAAAGAACUGUACAAACGAAGCACAGUGAAUAUGAUGACAGAAAGAAACAUAAAAUGCAGUAGGAUAAAUAAAAAUUUAUAA